Calliphora vicina (urban bluebottle blowfly) is the source of this 5346-nucleotide messenger RNA. RefSeq lists its product as uncharacterized. NCBI's taxonomy places the organism in Eukaryota, Metazoa, Arthropoda, Insecta, Diptera, Calliphoridae. Gene Ontology annotation, biological process: DNA integration. The transcript has a single exon. The coding region runs from base 1 to 5346 and encodes 1781 amino acids. Gene Ontology annotation, molecular function: nucleic acid binding. The record is from RefSeq and is a predicted model, not a curated record.
AUGGCUGAAAUUUUGAAUAUUAUUGAAGAGCAAAAGGCUAGUUUAUUAAAUGUGAAACGAAUUAUUCAGAGUUAUGAGGCAAAAGCAGGAAAAACGCGCGGUUAUGCACAAAUGGUCUUCAAAGAAAUAGAGUCCAUUACUGAGAAAUUUAAAGAUGCUCAUGAAAUAUUGCAAGGAAUUGUUCGCGAUAACACAAUAAAUAUUAAUGAUAUUUCAUAUUUUAGCGAGGAAAUAUUUUACCAAUUUCAAGAUUUAUCAUUUACCUUCCGAGGUCAACUGUUUGAUUUUAUUAAUGAAUCCACCAACACACAAUCACCAGGUUUUCAUUCUACUUUUUCUGCCCCCUCCCAUACUCGAAAUGAGACUAUACCAGUAGAGGCUCGUUUACCAAAAAUCGACAUUCCUACAUUUGCCGGUGAUUAUCUUUCAUGGAUUGCUUACAGAGAUAUGUUUAUUUCUCUAGUCCAUAAUAAUCAAGCGUUAACUAACGUUCAAAAAUUCUAUUUUCUAAAAUCUUCAUGUUCGGAUACUCCGUUAGGUAUUGUAAAUGAAUAUCCAGCAUCAGACGCAAAUUAUAAUUUGGCUUGGAACGCCCUCAAUAGACGGUAUCAUAAUAAACGUAAAAUUGUUGAUCAUAUAUAUGGAAAACUUUUUACGAUACCAAAUUCAAAUGGGUCAGCUGAAAGUAUACAAAAUAUUUUGGACACGACUCGUAAUUGUCUUGCGCUACUUAAUGCUUUGGACAUUUCCACUGAGAAAUGGGAUUCUAUCUUGAUUUAUCUCACAGUUAACAAACUUGACAGACAAAGUCGUAAAGAGUGGGAACAAUCGUUGAAAGGCUCCACAGAAAUUCCCCCAAUUGAAGAUUUAUUUACCUUUUUGGAAACUGCAUUUCGAACCUUGGAAUCUAUUGAUGAAUCUGACCAAAUAGAUAAUAUGGCUUCUUCAAGAAUGCAACAUUUUCAAAAUAGAACAAGAAAUAUUCCGCGACGUAAUGUUCAUAUGACAACUUCUAAUACAACUUCAAAUGAUUCUAAUUGCCCAUGUUGCAACAAACGACACCUUUUGGUUAAGUGCUUCAAAUUUAUUGGUAUGACACCCGUUGCUAAAAAUGAAUUCAUAAAUUCUAUGAGAAUUUGUCGUAACUGUUUAAAUACAGGCCACUUUAGUUAUCAUUGUCGCUCAUUGUCCCGCUGCCAAACCUGUCAACAAAAUCACCACACCAUUCUACAUAAUGUGUUUUCAACGACAUUUGAUACUACUGAUAACAGUCUUUCGAAUCCGAACAUACUAAACCCAGUUCCAAAUGAUACAAACCCUUCCACAUCUGCUCAAACUACUGAUGAUAGUUUUAAUGUUGCUUGCAAUUUUGGUACAGUAAAAACUGCAAAUAUUGCUCAAGUACUAUUAGCCACUGUGCAAGUUUCUUUGAAAACACAUGAUGGUAAUUUUAAUAUUCGUGCUCUGCUUGACCAAUGUGCUCAAGCGACUUUGAUAUCUCGAAAGGCCGUGGAUGCCUUAAAGCUUCCUAUGCAUAAAACAUAUGUACAAAUUAGUGGCCUUGGAAAUAAUACUCCAUAUACAUCAAAAAAAUAUGUAGAAUUUACACUUCUCUCAAAUUUAGAACCUAGUUUUAAAAUUAACUGUAAAGCUUAUGUGUUGCCAAAAAUAACGAGUUAUCAACCACUGUCUCUUGAUGAAAGUACAUUGCCUAACUUAAAUGACUAUCAGCUUGCUGAUCCAUAUUUCUCUAAACCUGGUUCAAUUGACAUUCUACUUGGCGGCGAUGUUUACGGUAACAUUAUUUUGCCUAAGCAACAGAAGUUCAAAAAUAGUAUUUUUAUACAAUCUUCUCACUUCGGAUGGAUAGUUUCGGGUCCAACAAAACCUAUGUCUUAUCAGAACAAUGUAAUUAUAAAUGUAUGCUCACUGGAACAACAACUACGUGCUUUCUGGGAACAAGAGGAACUAUUGGAAAAACGGUCUUUAACAGAGGAAGAAAAUUUAUGUGAACAACAUUUUAGAAAUACCACAACUCGUGAUUCAAGCGGACGUUACACAGUUUCACUACCAUUUAAAUCUUUGCUUAGAAAAAAUCAUUUACCUAAUUUUAACCACACUGAUUAUACUGCCCUUUCGCGUUUAAAAAGUGUCGAGGCAAAAUGUUCUUCCAAACCUGAUUUUGGGAAACUUUACCAAGACUUUAUGGAAGAUUACGAAAAGCUUGGUCAUAUGAAAAGAGUUGGUAUUUAUCCACGUGACUUACAACCAAAUGGUUUCUUUUUACCACACCAUGGCAUUUUAAAAGAGAAUAGCUCUACAACUAAAUUGAGAGUUGUUUUCGAUGGAAGUUGCAAGCGAGGGAAUCAACCGUCAUUAAAUGAAGAACUAGCUUCGGGCCCUGCACUGCAAAACGAUCUUCCGAUCAUAAUUACUCGGUGGAGGCGUUAUAAAAUUGGAUUUCGGGCAGAUUUAGAGAAAAUGUUUAGGCAGAUAAAAGUUGUAGAUGAACAACAGAAAUAUCAACAAAUUUUAUGGAGAAGUCCAGGCUCAGACAAAAUAAUUAUUUACAAAUUAUCUACCGUUACGUAUGGCACAAAACCUGCCCCCUUUCUUUCAAUAAGAGUUCUACAACAGUUAUCGUCCGACGAAAAUGACAAAUAUCCGUUGGCUUGUAAGGUUUUAAAUACCGAUACUUAUGUGGAUGACGUUAUCUCUGGAGCUGAUAAUUUGGUUGAUGCUUUAGAACUUCAUACGCAGUUAUGUCAACUCCUAUAUAAAGGAAAAUUUAAUUUGAGAAAGUGGACCACUAAUUCGGAAGAACUAUUGUCUCACAUACCCUUGGAAUUUAGAGAAAACUCAAAUGUUUAUCGACUUAAUGCAGUAAAUACAGUAAAAGCACUUGGCCUAGAAUGGAAUACUGUUGAUGAUUGUUUUUCUUUUAAAAUUAAUUUUGAUAAUAGUGGUACAAACGUUACUAAAAGAAGUUUGUUGUCGGAUGCAGCGAAGCUUUACGAUCCUCUAGGGUGGUUAUCCCCUACUACUAUAUUAGCAAAAAUAGAAUUUCAAAACUUAUGGUUAUUGGGCCUCGAUUGGAAUGAUUGUCUUCCUGAAACAUUAAAAAUGAAGUGGUUAGAAUAUCGUAAUAAUCUCAAGGAACUUGAAAAAAUCAAAAUUCGUAGAUGGAUUGGUUUAAAUCAGAAUGUGAAGCUUGAAAUACAUGGAUUUUGCGAUUCAUCUAAACUUGCUUAUGCCGCUGUUGUUUACGCAAAGACUAUUUCCGAUGAUGGCUAUACUCAAAUUAAUAUUAUUCAAGCAAAAACUAAAGUUAGUCCACUAAAACGCAUAACCAUACCCAGAAUGGAAUUGUGCGGCGCUAAUCUGCUGGUCAAAUUGGUUAACAAAAUAACAUCUUAUAUAGACACCGAAAUCUCUCAGGUCUUCUACUGGACCGAUAGUACAACGGUUCUUUCAUGGAUUCGUGGACAAUCGUCUAGAUGGCCAGUUUUUGUGGGAAAUAGGGUGGCAGAAAUUCAACGUAUGUCUACAACUGCUCAAUGGAAAUAUGUGUCAACUCGUGAUAAUCCAGCUGACUGCGCAUCAAGGGGAAUAUCUUCUAAAGAAUUAGUGGAACAUGAUUUGUGGUGGAGUGGCCCAAAAUGGCUUAAAGAAAUUCCAUCAUGCUGGCCAAAACAACCAAAUCUUAGUUAUGAUGAUGUCGAAAAUAUUGCUGUUGUAAAUACACAUAUAACUGAAGUAAAAACCAAUGAGUAUCCUGAGCUUUUAACCGAGUUUUCGACUCUGAACAAACUUAUCCGUGUUACUGCUUAUAGAAUUCGUUUUAAAAAUAAUUUCAUUUACAAAUAUUAUCAAAAUAAAUUAGUAGACAAAGGUUACAGCAAGAUGACGGGAUUUCUUACUACCAAGGAGCUGAAUGUCGCUCGUUUUGAUCUUAUACGAAUAUCGCAACAAAUUGAUUUCUUUAGUGAACUUCUUGAAUUUCACAAGAAAGGCUACAUUUCAUCGAACACCUCGGUUGCAAGAUUGUGUCCUUUUGUAGAUUCUUCUCAUAUUUUAAGAGUUGGCGGUAGAAUACAAAACUCCGAACUAAGCUUUAGCUCUAAACACCCCAUUUUAUUAAAAAAACAAAAUCCAUUAUCAUAUCUUAUAUUUCUAGACGCACAUAUAAAGACACUCCAUGGUGGAUUAAAUCAAAUGCAAUCAUACGUUUUACGAGAAUAUUGGAUUCUAUAUGGGAAAAAUAUUGCUAAACUGGUAUUACGAAAAUGUACAAUUUGCUUCAAAUACAACGCGAAAGCCGCACAACAGAUGAUGGGAAAUUUGCCAAGCGUACGUUUAAAACCUUCACGUCCUUUUAAACACAGUGGGGUUGACUAUGCAGGUCCCAUAACAAUAAAACAGUCUACUGCUCGUAACUCUGUAACUACCAAAGGUUAUAUAUGCUUAUUUGUUUGUAUGGUGACAAAGGCUUUGCACCUGGAGGCAGUUACAAGUCUUUCUACAGAUGCUUUCAUGGCUGCGUUCCGACGUUUUGUUUCUCGUCGUGGUGUGUGUACUGAUCUGUAUUCUGACUGCGGUACAAAUUUUAUUGGCGCAAGUAAGGAGCUUCAAAUUUUGUACAACCGAAACAAAUCCUCAAUUCCGAAAGAAAUGCUUGAGAACCUCGCUUCGAAUGGAACCACAUGGCACUUCAUACCACCAGCAUCUCCAAAUUUUGGUGGCCUCUGGGAGGCUGGAGUGAAAUCUACAAAAUAUCAUUUGAAGAGGAUUAUGAUGAAUCGAGUACUCACGUUUGAAGAGCUGACAACACUUUUGGCCCAAAUCGAAUGUUGUUUAAAUUCUAGGCCACUUUGUCCACUAAGCUGUGAGCCCAGAGAUUGUAACGCUCUUACACCUGCUCAUUUUUUAAUUAGUGAACCCACGCUGUGCAUUCCAGAAGAGGAUUUACUUGAUGUUAACAUCGAUCGCCUCAGCAGAUGGAAAGUCGUUGAAAGUUUAAAACAACAUUUUUGGCGCCGUUGGGCUAAUGAAUGGUUAUCACGAUUACAAGCCAGACCAAAAUGGCUAAAGCUCAACAAAAAUGCUGAAAAGGGAGAUUUGGUGAUAGUUUUUGAUGAAAGAUGUUCUCCUGGUGAAUGGCCGCUGGCUCGAGUUCAAGACGUACAUCCAGGCAAAGAUGGUUGUGUAAGGGUGGUAACACUAUUUUCAAAUGGCAAAACUUAUAAACGACCAAUUUCUAAAAUUGCCUUUUUGCCAACAAAUGAGUGUUUUGAGUCUACAGAGAGCGAUCUAUCUUCAAAACCAAAAGAAGCUUCCAUGGAUUAA